CGUCUCAAAUCUGGCCACACUACUGUUUUAUUCCGUUGUUUGUGUUUAGCCACUGUAAUAAUCGGGUGUGGGUGUAUCAAGGAUAUAAACAUACAUAUGUUUAUAUGAAUAUUUAUAUAUAUAUAUUUAAUAUUUGUAUAUUAUUCAUAUUUUUACGUUUUCUCUGACUCAAAUGUUGAAAUUCAUACAUUGGGUAUAUCACUAAUUCAACUUUGAAUUUUUUUCAUCGUAAAUGUGUUUCGGUACAUAAAAGUUCGAAUUCUCUGUCAAAACGUGCCUUGUUUAAACAUGCCGAGUAUAGAGUUUGAACAGAGAACCAACACUGCGAUACCGAAUACGGUGAUGUUUCCAGAUUUCGAAUUCUUAGAAGAAAACACACAGUUUAAUGAUGACCUGUUUCAAUCAUGGAGUACUGAACUAGGAAUACCUGUUAUACCAGAAGGGAAGACAACAAGUUCAGACUAUAAUAAAACUGAAAAUGAAGCGGAGAGAAAUAUAUUGGAUUUUUCAACGUUUAAAGAAUUUGACUUUAAUGGCAUACAAAAUGAUUCAGAAAUAUGGAAAGUCUCAGAGAUAAAAAAUGAAAUUAAGAUGGAACCUGAAAGUCCUAAUACACAUUUACCACUGUCACCAUUGAGUAGUUUUAAUCAUUCAGAAUCUGAAGAUUCAGAUAAACAAAUGAGAUUUUCAAAUGGAGAAAUAUCAAAUAGUUUAAUGCAGAAUAUGGAUACAGAGUUUGUUGUAGAAACACCAUUGAUUACUUCGUCACAAAGCUCGACUUUGUUGUCACAAUCGUCUCGAUUGUCUUCAAAUAUAAUACCACAUGUUAAACUUAUACCUAUUAAUAACAAAGAUAUAAAGCAUAUUUUUGGAAAUACAGACUCUGUGAAACAUAUUCAUACUCAGCCUGCAGAUGCACAACAUGAAAAAGAUGAGAAAUCUCCAAAUGCUAUUAUUCUUCAAGAUUUUACCUCGUUUACACAAGAUGCAAAUUCACAGCAUGUAUUAUAUCCUUCCAAAUUAACGACAAAUAAGCUCAUUAAUGUGCAAAAUUCAUUACAUAUGGAUCCAAUAACGGUUCAAUUACCACAGAAAUUGAAAAUAAUCAAUGCUAUACCAAACAUUUGUCCAGUAAGCACUGCUGAAUCAAUGGAUACUUCUACUACUUUAAACAAUGGACUCGUGACAUGUACAAGCAAACCCAUGAGUUACACGUCAUUUCAAUUAAUGCAGGAUAAAACUAAUUGCACUUCAAUAAUUGCAAAGACAGAUGGAAUUAAUAUUGUAAAUUCUUCAAAAAACAAUCAAGAAUGCGAGAAAGCAUUAAAGAGACAACAAAGAAUGAUAAAAAAUAGAGAAUCUGCUUGCCUUUCACGAAAGAAAAGAAAGGAAUAUGUAAUAUCUUUAGAAAAAAAAAUAUCUGAAUUGAAGGAAGAAAAUAAACAGCUAAAAUCGGAAAAUAUAGCUUUAAAGCAAAAACUAACAGAGAAGGAAGACAGUAUUAUGAGUGAUAAUAACAAAUAUAGAAGUUUUAAUUUUAAGUCUAUCUUCAAAAAGACGAAGAAAGAAACCGCUUUUCUGAUGUGCUUGACUUUCAUGAUAUCUAUUAGCGUUGAUGGUCUUAAGACAAGCCUUUUACAGAACGUACAUUUUAAUACUGAAUCUAACAACGACUUAUCAAUGGCUGUACCAGAAAUCAGACAUAGCAGAAAAUUAUUCUGGGCGGAAAAUGAAAACGAUAAGGUUAACUUGGAUGAUCAACUUGAAGAAAAUUUUAAUAAAAGUAUACCAGCACACCAACCAAUAUGUCCAAUGUAUAUUAAUCAAAGCGAAUCAAUUCGUCUAGAUAGCGAAUUGAGACGUUGGAUUGAUGGUGAAUCUGAUCGAGAUAAUAGGUCAGCAUCAAAAAGAACGCUAUUAGAAACAAGUUCGUUAAACGUACUGGCAAAAUUGCCAUUGGAAGAAAAAAUGAGAAGAAAGAUGUACUUAUCACGAGACAAGAAAAUAAAAACUAUGCACAAAAUGAUCGAUAUUCCUGCUACUGAUCGACACUCAAAUGACAGUGCAGUUCAAGUCUUUUCUCCAACAUUAAAUAAAUAUUCUUCUCUAUUCGAAGCAUUAGGAAGAAAAGACGAUACAUUUUAUGUUGUAUGGUUUAGUGGCGAGCAUUUAUUAUUACCAGCUUCUCGGAAAAAUGACACAGCUAGGCCAAAAAUGUCUUUAGUUUUGCCUGUUGUAUCUAUAAAUGGUACAUUUUCGGCACCUCCUAAUCAUAUAACGAUGAUGCAAAUUGAUUGUGAAGUGACCAAUACGCAAUUGCUACAUUUACAACAAUCAAUGAUACCUGUUCACUUGCGAGGUACUAAGUCUACGAGUCAAUCACAUCAAUCUCACUCCUUUGAGGACAUAGCCAAUAUAACAGCUAAUAGCACUCGAAAUUACAAACCGUACUUUAUAAAGGAGGCAAAUCGAAAACAUCGUACAAAACAUUUGAUGGGAUAAUUAUGAAAAUAAGAAUGUUAUAGAUGUUUUGAGGUUUACUAUAACAAAGAUACUAAUGUAAGUAAGAAAAAGUACGUUCCUAGUCUUGAUAUAAAAAAUACAAAAAAGGUUCUAAUAAUAUACAACACGGAAAGAUGAUAUAAUUGUUUAAUAAUAUAA
This is a messenger RNA of Linepithema humile (Argentine ant), 2661 nucleotides long. It is a transcript of the gene Atf6, whose product is annotated as bZIP_ATF6 domain-containing protein ATf6. Gene Ontology annotation, biological process: endoplasmic reticulum unfolded protein response; regulation of transcription by RNA polymerase II. Lineage: Eukaryota; Metazoa; Arthropoda; Insecta; Hymenoptera; Formicidae. The record is from RefSeq and is a predicted model, not a curated record. Gene Ontology annotation, cellular component: nucleus. Gene Ontology annotation, molecular function: RNA polymerase II cis-regulatory region sequence-specific DNA binding; DNA-binding transcription factor activity, RNA polymerase II-specific.